AAUCAAAAUAAUACGAAACUGCGACUAGGUGUCAGAAUGUGUAAACAAAAAUGGCGGAUGACGAUGAGGAUUUUGACCACAGAUCGGAGAAACAUGACCUGAUUAAUGGACUGAAGUCGAUCGUUGAAGGCCUGCUUGCAACACACACCAACAAUGUAUGGAAUACCUAUGGUGGAUUGUCACGCGUGUGUAAGCAGGUGGAGCUAAUCCUACACCAUGGUCUCAAAAGUACACAGGGGGAUUUUGGCAGUCAACUGGACUUUUGGCCAUUUGUUCAGGGAUUGAAAAGACUCAACCCUGUCCUCGCUCCAGCUGUAGAGAAAAUAAACCGACAGUCACAGAUCAAGCCGGAUGUAAGCAAGGGACAUAUUUGGGUCAAGGAGAGUCUGAGUGAACAUAACCUGUCCAGCUUGUUAAACACACUAGUCAGUCAUAGGAAACACCUGGAGAAAUACUACUAUGAUCAUGCCUUUCUGCGAUGUAGAGAUUACUACAGAUCUCUCAAUACCUGUCUUCAGGCAGUGGAACAGAACAAGGUAGCCUUACUAGCAGAACUGGACCUGGGCCUUUUAAACCAUGGCAGAACAUCAAGUGCUCCUGUGAUGAUGAGCAGUUCAGCACCUGUUCAUGACCCUGCCAGAAGAAGUUCAUACCACCAGGGGGCGCUGGCACUGGCUCCUCCUUUUACAUCACCCAAGAGAGAGAGUAUCCUGUGUAAAUCGGAUGAAUAUGCUCUACCAUCAAGCAUAGCAUCAACAGGUAGUCCCCAGGAAACUUCCACUCUAGCCAAAGAAGCCCUGCGAACAGUUCUGCGAAAGUCAGGCUCAGAAUCACCAACCCAUGACACACAUCUGUCUGAACCGACAAAUGGAGAGUUUAGUUUUUAUAACAGCCUAAACAGUGACCCUCUACGGAACAUGGACUUCAAUCAGGAUCAGUCAGAUCCUUUUGAUACAAGUGAAGACUCUAAAAAUGACAACACACAAAAUAAAGUUUUACUUCGAAGUCAAUCAGAAAUGAUAAUGGGAUUGACUAAAUCUGGUGUUGUUAAUGCAGGAAUCGAUAUAAGCACGACUGAGAAAAAGACACGGACGAAAUGUAAGCCUGAAGAUAUUUUCUCUGACUCGGAAAGCCAACCUCAAAAGAAAGCCUUAGAAGACCAGGACAAAUCCUCUCCGAGUAAAAAACUAGGUCAUAAGAGGUCUAGGUCAGAUUUUAGUGUGAAAAAUGUUGUUACUGAUUCUGUUGAUGGAAAAAUGCUGGAUUCUGACAAGGCACAAACACUGGGAGGUCGAGGCCACAGAAAUGAAAAUCGCCGGAGAUCUGCAGCACGAGAGGGCUACUUUCCCCAGCCUCAGCAGGGCCAGUCCUUGAUCAACUAUCUGUCCUCUCAGGACUUCCAUACCUGCGCUAACCUGGACAAGGAGAAUGCCCACUUUAGUAUCUCAGAGGCACUUAUUGCAGCCAUAGAACAGAUGAAGUGGAAUCAUAUCAUCAGCCCACAUACCCAUGAGGAAGAAGAGGGCGACUCCGAUGAGGAAAUCCAGGAACUCAAACAACGAAUCCGCAUACGUAAACGAGAGCGGUUAAAGGAGAAAGGACGUGGAUUCCCUGCCUUCAGUGACGGGAGAACAGACACAACAACAAGUCCGAGCUCUCCCUCUACUCUCAGUUCCUCUGUCGACUCGCCUCACAAUCCAGACAGCUCGGAGUCAAGUGAUUUGGAUGAAGGAAGAAUAGAAUUGACAAUGACAGAAGAUGUCAGUCAGAACCAGUCAAACUUAUCACUACUAUCAUCACAGGGCUUGUCUUUAUCUCUUGCCUCCCUGUACUCGGAUGCUGACAUACAGAAAAAUAAAUCUAGUCUAGAAAAACAAAGCUCUUUGGAUAGCGGGGUUGUGUCUCACUCAGCGGAGUCCGUCGCCAUUUCAUUACUGAAGAAGUUUACAGAAAAGCAGCUGCCAAAGGCAUCAGAUUUACAAUGGCUUGUACCUGAAUGUGAUGCUCCACAGAAGUUGCUUCCACUUCCGAAUUCCUACCCCAUAUCACCAGAUGAUGGAGAAAACGCAGAACUCCUUAAGUCAAAUUCAUUGAAGACAAGGCUGCGAGGCAAUUUGGAAUGGGCACCACCCCGGCCACAGAUAAUUUUCAACAUCCAUCCUGCUCCCAAAAGAAGUACCAUCAUGGCCAAACAGAGUUACAUGUGUGCUGGAUGUGGCACACGAGUAGAACAAGGAUAUAUAAGAAGAUUCCGUUAUUGUGAAUAUCUUGGGAAGUACUUUUGUCAGUGUUGUCAUAGUAACAGUUUAUCAUACAUACCAGGAAGGAUAUUAAGAAGAUGGGAUUUCAAAAAAUAUUAUGUGUCUAACUUUUCGCGGGAUCUGAUUUCACGAAUUAUUGGUGAUCCAUUAUUUAAUCUGACAGAUAUAAAUUCUAAUUUGUAUCGGCGAGUCCGAGCUUUGGACAAUAUUAAAGAUCUCAGGACCCAGUUGGUACAUCUGAAAAGAUUUCUUAAGAUUUGUAAAAGGGCUUCCAGUGUGCUUAGUGAUGUAGAACAGCUCCAAGGUCAUUGGACUGAUGAUAUACACCUGUACUCCAUAUCUGACCUUGUCCAGGUGAAAUCUGGUGAGAUGUUAACACAGCUGAGAAAUAUUGUAAAUAUCUCGAUGGUCCACGUCCAGGACUGUUCUUUUUGCCAAGGCCUUGGAUUUUUCUGCGAGAUGUGCCAUGAUAAAGAAGUGAUAUUUCCUUUUGAGCUACAAAAAGUCACAAUAUGUCCAGGUUGUCGGGCAUGCUUCCACAAGUCAUGUUUUGUCCCUGACAAAUGUCCAAAAUGUGCAAGAAUAGAAGCAAGACGACUGAGACUGGCUAGAGAGGUUUCUACAGAUGUAGAAGAGAUGGAUGAACAGAAUGAAAUUGAUGAUGGAUGAUACUAUUAAGUUUGUUAAUGUGGUUUUUUUAUAAGAAAUCGGUGAUGUUAACUGUGAUAUUAUAUUGAGAAUGAAGUUCCUGAUCAUCUAGAUAUCAGAUAUACAUGUAUUGAGGGAUGUAGAUAGUUUUGUGUAGAUUAAGUUUGUUUUUCACCCUAUUUAUCACUUUACCAGAUACCAUAUCAUGUGACAGUGACAAAUUGUAAUCAGAGAAUUUUUUUACAUGUUGUUUAUUUAUGUUUAUUUGUCCUUUAUGCAGCUAGCAUUCAAAAGGCAUAGAAUUGUAUAAUGGUAUCAGUGUGUUUUAUCUGGCCAUAAACUGUUCUGUUGGAAAUCUUUGUUUCCAGAUGUAGAUUUUUU
Messenger RNA from Pecten maximus, 3290 nucleotides. Its product is annotated as run domain Beclin-1-interacting and cysteine-rich domain-containing protein-like. NCBI's taxonomy places the organism in Eukaryota, Metazoa, Mollusca, Bivalvia, Pectinida, Pectinidae. The transcript has 23 exons. The coding region runs from base 51 to 2930 and encodes 959 amino acids. Gene Ontology annotation, molecular function: phosphatidylinositol phosphate binding. Gene Ontology annotation, cellular component: intracellular membrane-bounded organelle. The record is from RefSeq and is a predicted model, not a curated record.